UCUCUGUCAGAGCGCGGCGUUGACAGCCACUGGCCACUGAUCAGCCCACUUUGUCGGGGUUUGUGUCUCCAUGCAAGACUGCUGAAAAAGAAGCUCUGACUCUCGCAUCUUCUUUUAUUUGCAAAGGCAAGCAACGAAACAACAAGCCCGUCCACGGCAACAAAAGCGCAAGAAGUCCAAAAAAAAAGCCUUCAAGUAAUUUUCUAGACUCAUCCCUGUCUCACAUCCCUUGCACAAUGUCUGGAGAGGACGCACCUGCCGAGCAGCAAAACGCCGUGGACCAGAAGCAGGAGACCAAACCCGCCGAGGAGCCCAAAGCCGAGGCGCCCAAGACGGAGCCUGCACCCGCCGCCGCCGCCGAGGCGACCACCGAGAAGGUCCCCGAGGAGGAGACGUUCACCUACCGCGCGCUGGUGCUCACCGGCUACGGCGGCUAUGAUAAAGUGAAGCUGCAGGUGAAGAAGGGCAAGCCUGCGCUUAAGGCUGGCGAGGUGAUGGUGCGGGUCAAGGCUUGCGGGCUGAACUUCGCAGACCUGAUGGCUCGGCAGGGGCUGUACGACCGGCUGCCGUCCCCGCCGGUCACCCCCGGAAUGGAGUGCUCUGGGGUGGUGGAGGCUGUGGGGGAAGAAGUGACGGACAGAAAAGUCGGUGAUAAGGUGAUGGUGCUGAACCGCUUUGGGCUGUGGCAGGAGGUGGCAGUGGUGCCAGCAAACCACACCUUCCUCAUCCCAGACGGCAUGAGCUUUGAGGAAGCAGCCGCCCUCCCUGUGAACUACAUCACUGCUUACAUGAUGCUGUUUGACUUCGGCAACCUGCGGCCCAACCAGAGCGUCCUCAUUCACGCUGCUGCAGGUGGUGUUGGUAUUGCAGCCACUCAGCUGUGCAAAACAGUGAAGGACGUGACUGUAUUCGGCACAGCAUCUGCCAGCAAGCACGAGACCAUCACCCAGGGCGGAGUCACGCAUCCCAUCGACUAUCGCACCAAGGACUAUGUGGAGGAGGUCCGCAAGAUCAGUCCGAAAGGGAUGGACAUAAUACUGGACCCUCUCGGAGGAUCGGACACCCAUAAGGCCUACAACCUGCUGAAGCCAAUGGGCAAACUUAUCACCUAUGGUGCAGCCAACAUGCUUGCAGGCCAGAAGAAGAACCUGCUCGCCGUGGCCAAGAACUGGUACCAUCAGUUCUCCAUCCACACGCUCAGCCUGAUCCAGGGGAAUAAGUCGGUGUGUGGCUUCCACCUGGGCUACCUGGACGGGGAGAUGGAGCUCAUCAGCCAGGCCAUGAACACCAUCCUGGAUCUCUACAAGGAGGGCAAGGUCAAGCCCCGCAUUGACUCCACUUGGCACCUGGAGCAGGUGGGCGAUGCCAUGAGAAAGAUGCAGGAGAGGAACAACAUCGGCAAAGUGAUCCUCAACACGGAGCCAAUGCCUGAGGAGGAGAAGAAGGAGGAGCCCAAGAAGGAGGACAAGAAAGAGGACAAGAAGAAGGAGGACAAGAAGAAGGAGGACAAGAAGAAGGACGAUGGCAAGAAGGAGGAGAAGAAGGACGACAAGAAGAAGGAGGAGGCCAAGAAGGAGGAGAAGAAGGAGGACAAGAAGGAGGAGGAGAAGAAAGAGGAGCCCAAGAAGGAGGAGAAGUGAGAGGGAGGGAUGGAUAGUCA
This is a messenger RNA of Plectropomus leopardus (leopard coralgrouper), 1660 nucleotides long. RefSeq names its product vesicle amine transport 1 (gene vat1). The record is from RefSeq and is a predicted model, not a curated record. Gene Ontology annotation, cellular component: mitochondrial outer membrane. Gene Ontology annotation, biological process: negative regulation of mitochondrial fusion. Gene Ontology annotation, molecular function: zinc ion binding; oxidoreductase activity. Lineage: Eukaryota; Metazoa; Chordata; Actinopteri; Perciformes; Serranidae.